Messenger RNA from Kwoniella botswanensis, 1848 nucleotides. RefSeq lists its product as uncharacterized. NCBI's taxonomy places the organism in Eukaryota, Fungi, Basidiomycota, Tremellomycetes, Tremellales, Cryptococcaceae. The coding region runs from base 1 to 1848 and encodes 615 amino acids. The record is from RefSeq and is a predicted model, not a curated record. The transcript is spliced from 4 exons.
AUGUCACAACCCUCACCUGAAGGCCGUAAACGACCGAGACCAUCCGAUGCGGAUGAGAGGGAUGUCAAGCGAUUGAAGAAUGUUGAUAUGGACGGUGAUGGGUCUAUGAAAGAUGGCAUGGGUCAAGAGUGGGUUUCGGAGCAGAUGAGCAGGAUGGAGAAACUUUACAAGGAAGUCUUGAUUCAAGCUGCAUUGGUAUUCCAGCAUCAAUCAUUCUGUAAGAGGCUGGGUUUGAAUCACCAGAAAGUACCUACACAUAUGAUGGACCGACUUGAGACUACAUGGAGGACGUACGAAGGCAUACGAAGACAUGUUGAAUGGUCUAUGGCUCAAUCCGGUGAAAACCCUCCUACAUCUCCCAAUAAACCCUCGUCAACGCUCGAAGCGAUAACUAGACUAGCAUCUAACGCUAUCCCACCAAAGACCAUGGAAUUACCCACACCUAUCAACUUGUCGAUCGUAGGCGAUUAUAUACCUGUCUUAUCCACCAUCUCACCGGACAAGCCAGAAGAGGUGGUUAUCGAUCAAUCUCAAAUUCAAGCUCCAGUCUUAGACAAGUCUGCUGAGGACACAUCCGCCGUGAAGAGGGAAGAAUCUGUCCCAGUACAGGCGAAUCAAAAUGGAGAAGAUACCAUCACUACGAAAGAGAUUAAAGAUGACCAACCGCAGCUUCCUUCCGAAAAUCAAGUCCUACCUAUUUCUCAGACAGGUUUGAUACAACCUCCUCCCCCCAUCGAGACUCAACCACAACCACAAACACAGGUAGACGGUGGACUGGAUUAUUCAUCAUUGGGAUUGGAUGAACUCACAGCUCUCAUCAAUGGGAAUUCAUUCGAUACUACCACCGCUUCUCAACCUCUUCCUAUUCCUGACUCGAUUACGAAUAACGAUGACCAAAUUCAGCAGAAUGGGAAUGAGAUCUUCGCUUCGUUAGGAUUAGAUACGGGCGUACCACCUUCCAACGGCCAACAUCAGCAAGAUGAAUCACAAGGACAGCAGCAACCACUACAACCGAUGGAAAUUGAUUUCACAUCCGCUCUAAAUGGCGUUACAACCACUGGUGGAUUAGAUGGAGAAGCUGAUUUCUCAGCUCUGGCCGGGUUGUUCGCGAAUGAACAACCACCUACAUUGCCCGAGAAUCAAAUAGGCAAUGGUGAUGAUAAUGUCAAUGCAGGUAUCAGUGGGUUGGUCAAGGAAGAUUCCGCUCUGAACAAUAGUUUGGAAGGUCUGGAAGGUCUUGUGGAAAGUAACAACGAGGUCAACCAAUCGACAUCGGUGGUGAAUGCUGAAAUCCAGAAGGAGCAAACAUCGGAAAAUCAAGUUCAAAAUCAGAACAAUGAACAGAUUUCGAACGAACAGCCGAAUACAGAAAAUCCUACUCAAGUAGCCGUAUCUGGCGGUGGCCCUGCCGAUGGUCAGGAUGAAUCCAAGAUCAACGAGACUCAGAUGCCUCCUCCAGUGGAUAAUCCUCCCGAUCAAUCGCAGUUAAGUGCUCAACCAACUGAUCAAACACAAGUCCAGCCUCAAUCUCAACCUUCUAAUCCCGAACAACCACAACCUCAACCUCAACCGGAAUCACAAUCACAACCUCAACCUGAGGCUCAGCCUCAAUCAGAAUCGCUGUCCCAACCACAAAUAUCAUUCGAUCAACAAUUCUUCCAACCGGAUUUCUCACUUCCCGAUACCUCGACCGCGAACGCCGAUAUCAAUCAAGGAUUCAAUGUCGAUGGAGGAGGUGGUGAAUUUGGCGAAAUCGACAUGUCAGAUUUCAACUUUACGGAUGCAGGUUUGGAAGGGAUGGGUAUGGGAGGUGAUGAGUUUGAGAGGUUGAUGGCUGAGUUUGGAUAA